UGUUCCAGACUGGACUUGUGGCUGAUUCAAAUUUUGAGCGGCAUUUCAAUCGAUUGCUUUUCCAUUGCGAAGAUUUUGCUUAGAGACAUGACUUCAAGAGUGAAACUGGAAACCUCAGAAACUAGUUCAGAGCCAAAAGUAGUUCUAAAAAGCUCAGACAUGGAACAGUCGAAACUAGAACAAACUUUCCAAAUUGCAAAAGAGGCUAUUUCAAGGUUUAAAGUGGAAAAGGACGUUGCCGCCUUUAUUAAAAAAGAGCUUGACAAAAACUUUGGUGAAUAUUGGCACUGUGUUGUCGGGAAGAGCUUUGGUUCAUAUGUUACUCACGUUAGUGGGGCAUUUGCCUAUUUUUACGUAGAUCAACUAGCAGUGAUGGUUUUCAAAGCUUAAUAGGGACUUGGAGAAAAUAAACUACUACUGGAAAGACAUUCCAACGCCAGUUGACAUAAUUCUCAAAGGUUAUGUUC
This is a messenger RNA of Galdieria sulphuraria, 467 nucleotides long. Its product is annotated as dynein light chain LC8-type. Gene Ontology annotation, cellular component: cytoplasmic dynein complex. Lineage: Eukaryota; Rhodophyta; Bangiophyceae; Galdieriales; Galdieriaceae. Gene Ontology annotation, molecular function: dynein intermediate chain binding; dynein light intermediate chain binding. Bases 88 to 390 code for a protein of 100 amino acids. Gene Ontology annotation, biological process: microtubule-based process; cilium assembly. The transcript has 2 exons. The record is from RefSeq and is a predicted model, not a curated record.